UCUCUGCCGGUGUUUGUUUUCAUCGCGCGUUGUGCAUCGCCAACCAAAAUUACCGAAUAAAUACGAUCAAAGGUGUAAAAGUGUGCAAAGGAUGGAUUUACUCAAACCGAGAACAGUUCCGCUGUCGGAGGAAACCAUCUUGUGGUUCGAGUUUUUGCUAAAACCUUCGCUGCUAGCCAAACACCUCAACAAAGCGAACCCUGAUCCCUCCCCAACGGACCUUAUAACCCAGUUUCUCGCCAAAGCACCGGAAGGUCAAACGCAUCCGCCCGAUCUGACGGCACCCGACCCGGACGGGGCGCACCGGUCGGAUGGACUGAAGUACACCAAGAAGCAGCUGGCGCUGAAAAUUCUCGCCCUCAAGGUGGCAGCCUUCAUGCGCUGGGACCUAGACAAGCUGGAGCGAACGCUUUCCGUCUCGCUGCAGAUACAGCUGCUAGCCGAUCUGUGCAGCAUAACGGCGGGCAAAAUGGUGGCACUGCCGUCGUCGCUGCUCCAGGAUCCGGCGCUGAUCGGUACGGAUGGGUCGCGGCAUUCAUUCAACUUUGCGCUUACGCUGUACCAUCGGUGGGUGCUGCGGGCGCAGGUACUGCGUGCGGCCGUUAUCAAGAACAUCAAAUCCAACCACGGCCCCGCCGUUCCCGACCUGACCACGUUUGUGCUGCGGGACGAAUCAUCCAUUCCGGCGCUCGAGCCCAUCACCCAGCUCAGCAUCGACUACCUCAACCAGGUGCUGAUGGAGCCGCAAACGUUUCGCGUCCUCACGUACGAAUCCUUUGUGCCGCUCGAUUCCAACAGCGAGCAUACGCAGCAACGGUUCGAUGCGGCGAUCGCGAUUAAACCGUGCGAACUGCGGGCCCAGCUGCAUUACGACCUCUGCCAGUACUACCUGUACGUGCAGAAGUACGAGCUGGCCCGGCAGAAUGUGCUGCUGUGCAAGGACAACUAUGCCCAGUGGCAGCGGGAGGAGAUUGGCCGGACCGGGCUGCCGCCGGCCUACUGCACCGUGAGCGCGGAAGUGCUGCAGGGCUACCUGCUGGCGUGCGGUGUCACCGGCGAACCGGACGGGCUGCUGCAGCGGCUGCACGAAUCGAUCCUCAACCACUACUCCGACAUCGUGAUGAUACUGAAGGAGGACAACCUGCGCAAGGAAAUACCGAUGACGCAGCGCAAGCUGCUCGAGCUCAACAUCGAAGGGUACAACGCGAUCGGCAGCACCGACGGCAACCCGAUCGAGCAGAAGGAGCUGGAGCUGGCCGUGGUUGCGCUCAACAUCAUCCGGUACGUGAUGGACGGGGAGAACAUACUCAGCUGCAACGUGGCGCUGCAGAAGUACAAAAACCAGCAGCCGAAGCUGAUCGAAUCGCUGUUCCAGUAUGCGGACGAGCAGUACGAGCAGUUCUCGCUGGAGGAGCGGGGGCUGUUGAAGCGAUACUUUUACAAAAUCAUCACCCUGUACGGGGGCGAGCUGGGACCCGCCUUCGAGGCGUACGUGCAAAGCUACUCGAAGGUGGUGUCGCUGCAGGAGCUGAAAGACUUUCGCGCCCAGCAUACGCAGCCAGAAACGCAGCUGGGAGGUGUUGCGCUCCAGAGCGAUUGGGUGAUACCGGAGACAAAGAAUCCCCGUCUCGAGGUUGGCCAGCUUGAACGUCAGCUUAUCUCCUGCACCUCGGCAAACGCGGUCCGCAAGCUGCUGGUGAAGAUUGCCGGAACGAACCCCUCGAAGCCACUGUUUACGAUCAAUCCCAGCUGGACGAUCCCGUACCCACUGGAGCAGGUGUUAAUUCCCCUGCAGCGCGGUUUCCUGCAGGACUUUGCAUAUAUCCUUAUCGGGAAGGCAAGGGAACUGACCGCCCGGAAAGAGUACGCCACUGCCAUCACGCUGCUGACUGUGCUGAAAAAUGAAACGCAGCGGCCCGAGCUGGCGGGCAAUCCGCUGAUUGCAAAGCUCGGCAAGAUGGUGUCCUGGGAAGGGUUGCUCGUACAGAUCCAGCAGGUGCUCGACGAGUGGCCCCGCAAACCGGUCGACCAGGCGCAGCUCGUGCGCAACUGCAAGCAGUGCCUGAAUGCGGCGGCGGCCGGCGGCGGCAACGAACUGAUGCCGCACGCCAAACUGCUCGACCACUGUGCCGCCCUGCUGCUGAACCUGAACGAAUGGAACGCGCUGCUCGUGCCGGUCGACAAGCGCUUCCCCGGGAUCGAGCUGUGUUCGGCCAUUACGCAGGCCUUUCUGGACAUUGAGAAGUUUAAGGGCACGAAGAAAACGAACCGCGAGGCGUGGGAAAUGAUACUGCCGAUGUUUCUCAAUCCGCCCGGCUCGCGGCAACGGCAGCUACCGCCCGACGGUCCGCUGGUGCUGCUCAUUGGCAAGCUGCGGGAACCGCUGGUCAUCUCGAUACUGCUGUCGCUGCUGGCGAAGCUGCACAACAUCUUGCGCGACGAAGCGAACGCGGAAAUGAACGCCGAGUACAUGUUCCUCUGGCCAUCGAACGUGAACAACACUUCCAUCUACAACGUGAAGCUCGUCAUCGAGGCACUGAACCUGCUGCUCAAUCAAGCCCUUCGCUACUAUCCGAACAACAUCCCCUGGCUGAAGCUGAAGGGGGACGUCGAGUUUGUCGCGAACAAUUUCGAAGCCGCCAUGCGCUACUACGUGACGGCACUAAUCUCCGGCACCGAGUACUGUACCGUCCAUCUGCAGCGCCCGCUGAUGGACGACUUUCUGAUCCGGCGCAUGGUGAAGUGCAGCACCAAUCUGGGGUGCUUCGUGCAGGCCGCCGUGCUCUGCCAGUUCUUUGACGAGACGGACUAUGGGCUCGCGUUUAAGAGCAUCAGCGAAAAGUCGGCCAGCUACUCGGAUGCGAUGGAUUCGUACUACAGCUGCAUCUGGGACCCGACGCUGCUCGAGUUCAUUGUCAACUGGCACUACAAGAAGGGUGAGCACAAGCGGCGACUGCAAGCGGUCUCUUUCAUUGGCCAGCUGGAACUGAACGCAAACAACAACGACGAAAUCAAGCGUGAGGCGGCCGCCGUUCGGAAGAACCGCUUCCUUCGCUCCCUUGCGAAACAGUACAUGUGCUGAGUACGGGAAACGAGCGGAAAACG
Anopheles arabiensis is the source of this 3105-nucleotide messenger RNA. It is a transcript of the gene IntS8, whose product is annotated as integrator complex subunit 8. NCBI's taxonomy places the organism in Eukaryota, Metazoa, Arthropoda, Insecta, Diptera, Culicidae. The coding region runs from base 92 to 3082 and encodes 996 amino acids. Gene Ontology annotation, biological process: snRNA 3'-end processing. Gene Ontology annotation, cellular component: integrator complex. The record is from RefSeq and is a predicted model, not a curated record. The transcript has 6 exons.